Molecule: messenger RNA, 12543 nt
Organism: Coregonus sp. 'balchen'
Lineage: Eukaryota; Metazoa; Chordata; Actinopteri; Salmoniformes; Salmonidae
Source: the annotation of a GenBank genome assembly
AUGAUAGCAGCACAAGAGUUGCACACAGAGUUUCAGUUUCCUCAGUAAGUAUAACUGUGAAAUGUGCAAAUUGUAUCACCUUCUUUUUUGCAAACCGUGAAGAUGCAGAGGACAUAGGCUUUGUAUUGCAUAGAUAGACCUUCAAACUAGUUCUGUGUGUAUUGUUGCAAUUACCUUUUUUUGUUUUCUGAACAGAGAGGCUGAUACACAGUUGUCCUCUGACACAGACCUUGAGGACCCUGAUGUCAAGAAUGCAAAGCUUGGGAAAGGAAAGGUGAGACUUGCAUGUAAAAUCCUCUAUCAACACAAGGAUUCCAUAAUAAAAUGGAUAUGGUCACCUACUGCUUUACAUUUGCGCACACACAAUGUACACUAACACUUACAUGGUAUUCCUGUCUGUUGUAGGGUGGGAAGAAGGGGAAGAAAGCCCCUGGAGAUAAGGGAAAGGGUGGUGCAGCGAAGUGUGUUGGCCUUGGCCGGGUGAAUGGCCACCACCAGGAGAAUGGGAUGGAGAGCAUGACCCUGUUCGAGGUGGUGAAAAUGGGGAAGAGUGCCACACAGGUUGGUUCAAACUUUUUUAAUUAGAAGGAUAGGGUAAUAAACUAGUCGUUCUCAAUGCAUGUUGGUGAUAGUAGUAUUUUCAUAUUAAAGUGAUGGCUAAUGGGUGUUUUUUCUUUUAGUCCAUCGUUGAUGACUGGAUUGAGUCUUACAAGAAUGAUCGAGACAUUGCUCUCCUGGACUUGAUCAACUUUUUCAUCCAGUGCUCAGGCUGUAAAGGUAGGCACCCAGAGUGGAUUGAAUAGAAUUGUUGAAUAGAAUACUAUCCGCUGUGAAGGACGUUUCUAAAUCAUUUUGCAUCCAUUACUUGUGAUGAUUGAACGAGCUAAGAUUAUUUGUUCUUUUUUGUUUUGCUACAGGUGCUGUCAGUGCAGAGAUGUUCAGACACAUGCAAAACUCUGAGAUCAUUAGGAAGAUGACAGAGGAAUUUGACGAGGUACUGUCUGAUGGUACACUUACUGUACAUUGUUAUUUAUGCCUCUCUGUCUAUAGCGUAUAUUUUAACAUUAUUCCCAUUUUCUUUCGCUCUGUUAUCAUAUAGGACAGCGGGGACUACCCGUUAACCAUGGCAGGGCCACUGUGGAAGAAGUUCAAGUCGAGCUUCUGUGAGUUUAUCGGGGUGCUGGUGCGGCAGUGUCAGUACAGCAUAAUCUAUGACGAGUACAUGAUGGACACAGUCAUCUCGCUGCUCACGGGCCUGUCUGACUCGCAGGUCCGAGCCUUCAGACACACCAGCACACUGGCAGGUCAGUACUCCCACAAUACAGACCCUGGGCAGUUGAGGGAAGUCUGUAGUUAAACCACUGUUAAACUACUAGCUUGAUGUAUGCAUUGCCAUCUUUUAUGAGGGCUACACUGUGUCUAUAUGUAGGCCUAUUGAAUAUAAGGCAGGUCUGCAUAAAUAGUGCCUUAUUAAUUAGUAGAUGUCACUCAAGUGAGUCGUUGUCUCUACCAGCCAUGAAAUUGAUGACAGCCUUGGUGAAUGUGGCUCUGAACCUGAGCAUCAACAUGGACAACACUCAGAGGCAGUAUGAGGCAGAGAGGAACAAGGUCAUGGCCAAGAGGGCCAACGAUAGGCUAGAGCUCCUGUUACAGAAGCGUAAAGAGGUGAGUGGGUUCUUCUCGUGUCUCUCAACCGUUUCUUCCUUACGGCUGUUGUAUUGAGGGGUAAGAACUUGACCUGGUCCUAAUAAUUCUAACCUGACCAUUUAGAAAUUACAUUUUUGAAAAGGAAAAGGUGCAGUGCUCACUCACCAUUUAAAACAUUAUGUUAUUUAAACAACUAAAAGCUUGACAACCAAUUUCUAAUGAAGGCCAUCGAUGAAGUCCGAAACGUCAGUCUUUUAAUAGUUGUUUGAAUAAAAUAAUAUGUUUUUAAUGGUGAGUGAGGGUUGCGCAUUUUCCUUUUCCUUUUCAAUUAUCAUUUAGUUUUUGGGUUGCACCUCGACUCGCGUUGGUUGUGCGCCCUCCACUUGUUUCCAUUUAGAAAUGUAAAAAGCAUUUUCAAUUUGAAAUGUCUCCUCUUUUCAGCUUCAAGAAAAUCAAGACGAAAUUGAAAACAUGAUGAAUGCAAUUUUUAAAGGAGUGUUUGUUCACAGAUAUCGGUAUGUAUUGGAACUUGUCAUCUUUCUACGUACAGAACAAUGAAUCCAAUUACAACUGUAAUGGAUUAUGUGUUAUAUUUUGAAUUAUGUACUGUUUUAGGGUGGAUAUUUUGAAUGGUAUUUUUGUAGUGGAUUUUUAAAAGGGGUCUAAAAAGAGAACUGUGGGUGCAUUCACUAGACGUCAGAGAGUUCGAUCUCUGUGUGAAAACCAACUUCAGGUACUGACAUUGCAGUGAGAGAGACUUCAGAGGCAUUGAAGGCAUAUAGCAUCUCUGAGAUGUGCAGGCUGGUCUUUCACUGAGCUGUUCCAAGGCUCUGGGGCGCCAUCUUGUGCUAAACAACAGGCAGCAACGGUUGCUGAGGCAGAACAGCUGUUCAUGGCACACCAUGUAGCACUGAUAUCUGAUCUAAGUAGAACUGCCUCUGGCUGUACCACUUAAGUUUUUCUAAUGAAAUCAAUAUUUACUGCCCUACCAUAAGAUAUCAAAUCAUUGAUUUGAUCAUUGAGCGUAAUGGGGGCUGUGAAUAAGUCUGGACAUUUCUUCUCUGUUUAUCAGCGAUGCCAUAGCUGAAGUCCGGGCAAUCUGCAUUGAGGAGAUUGGGGUAUGGAUGAAGAUGUACAGCGAUGCUUUUCUCAAUGACAGUUAUCUGAAGUAUGUUGGAUGGACCAUGCAUGACAAGGUGAGUCAUGCAAUAUGUCAAAUCACAUUUGUGGGAGUUGUAAAGCAUGUUGCGGGUAGUCUCUUUUAUACAAGUAAGAUUUACUGUGUGUUUAAACAGUAGGUAUAUUAUCAGACUUGAAAGCUACAGCAUUGAGGUUUGAACGUUGUGGUUUGAAUAUUGUCCUCCCUGUGACUGCAGCAAGGAGAAGUGCGUCUCAAGUGUCUGACUGCGCUCCAGGGCCUGUACUAUAACCGGGAGCUCAACACUCGACUGGAGCUUUUCACCAGCCGCUUCAAGGUAUGUCAGACGCUCCCCCAUCUCACCACUGACUGGGAAAUACUGUACAUAACAUACUCACAUCAUGGUUGGCCAUGGUUGACUUUACUGUCAUUGACAGGAUCGCAUUGUGUCGAUGACUCUGGACAAGGAGUAUGAUGUUGCAGUGCAAGCCAUAAAACUUCUGACUCUUGUCUUGCAGUAAGUAACCGUGUCUACAAAACAUUUAAAUAAUUGCUCAUCCUUCACAACGUUAGCAAACGUAUUCGUGUCCAGUACUCCAUGCACUCCUGACCCUUCGCUGACCCCGAUGAGACCUUACAGCCCUGUGUGGUGUUGUCACCUUGCAGUAGCAGUGAUGAGGUCCUGACAGCAGAGGACUGUGAAAGUGUCUACCAUCUGGUCUACUCUGCCCAUCGACCUGUGGCUGUGGCUGCAGGAGAGUUCCUCUAUAAGAAGUAGGUAUCACACCGGCUCUCUAAAGCUGUGGUGGAAGCUGAAAAAUACUCUUAUGUAAUUGUUAUUAAAGCCCUAUUUGGGUUGGAAAUGCCUUCAGGCUGAGAAACAGAUUUUUUUGUUGUUGAAUUAUCCAGCAGCAUUUAGCCUGACCUCAAUGUUGCCGUGUCCAUAGGCUCUUCAGCCAUCGAGGUCCAGAGGAGGAGGGGAUGCCCAGGAGGGGCAGGCAGAGCCUCAACGGAAACCUCAUUAAGACCACCGUCUUCUUCUUCCUGGAGAGUGAGGUGUGUUCAGUCUCCAUGAAGAGUCUGUCUCUGUUUGAAGUGACCUACUUGGGGCACAAAUCAAAAUCACAUUUUAAAUUGUGUUAUGUUUCGUAAACAACAUGUGUAGACUAACAGUGAAAUGAUUACUUAUGGGCCCUUUUCCAACAAUGCAGAGUUAAAGAUAAAAAAAAAAUAGCGAUACAGUAGCGACACUAGGAAUAAAUACACAGUAAAUAACAAUAAAGAGUAAAAGUAACAUGGCUAUAUACAGGGGUACAAGGUAAUUGAAGUAGCUCUGUACAUAUAGGUAGGGGUAAAGUGACUAUUGACGUGUUUCGGUUGUGAUAACCUCUGAAUGUUUGCAGCUCCAUGAGCACGGGGCCUACCUGGUGGACAGCCUGUGGGAGUGUGCAGGGGAGCUGCUUAAAGACUGGGAGAGCAUGAUCAGCCUGCUGCUGGAUGAGCCCAUGCCAGGGGAGGAGGGUAAGGAGCAGCACCACACACACACACACACACUGUUACUGGAACUGUCAUGUCUCAACAUGUUUUCCCCUGUCCUGUCCAGCCCUGACAGACCACCAGGAGACUGCCCUGAUCGAGAUCAUGCUGUGUGCCAUCCGCCAGGCCUGUGAGUGCCACCCACCAGUGGGCAGAGGCACUGGGAAGAGGGUGAGUGCUGCUUGGCAUAUUCCAAUGUAAGCCCCUCAGCGGUCAACUCCAGUACUAGUGAGCUCUUAAGGCUUUAUGCUCAGAAGACAUGUUUGAACAUUCACUCAGAUAUCUGAGGUUUGAUAAAAAACCUUUCAUAUAACAUGAUUGUAAUGUGAGUUCAGGUGGGCCUUUGCGCUUUAGCAAAUAAAGGAAAGGAGGGGUGCUCAAUGACAAAAAUCACGAGAAUGGCUUACCAAGAAAACGUCCAAAAGGACUCAUUUGAGGUAAAAAGGAGUUGGAGCACUCAGCACUCAACAAUUAAUCCAUUGUACAGGAUGCUAACAGGUGACUGACAUUUCUGCCUUUUUUUGUUGAUUUCUCCAACUCCUUUUUACCUAAGAUUAGUCCUUUUGGAAGUUUUUCUAGGUUAGCCAUUCUCAUGAUUGUGAUGUGAUUGUGCUCUUCUGAAAAUCCUCCUAGGUCCUGACAGCGAAAGAAAAGAAAACCCAGCUGGAUGACCGGACGAGAAUCACUGAGAUCUUUGCUGUGGCGUUGCCUCUGUUGUUGGCCAAGGUCAGUUAUCAAUUUGUGUACAUGACUGUCACUUUACAGUCUAUACAUGGCUGCUAUAUUUAACUCAACCCCUGGGACUGCCAGAUAGAUGCAGGAUUACUCAACGCUAGGUCUCUUGUUGUAGCUCCCCUCACCCUCUCCAUCUUCCCCUCACAGUACUCCGUUGAUGCUGAGAAGGUGACCAACUUACUGCAGCUACCGCAGUUCUUUGACCUGGAAAUCUACACCACUGGUCGAUUGGAAAAGGUUUGUGAAUCAUCUGAUAUUCCUGGACCGCAACUAAUCCUACCGUACCUUAGAUUGUUAACAGUAAGUUAUUCACGCGGCCAUUGUGGCAGAAUGUAGUUUGAGACCUCGCAUCCCUUUGUGUGCAGCACUUAGAGUCGUUGCUGCGUCAGAUCAGGGAGGUGGUGGAGAAGCACACAGAGACUGACGUGCUGGAGGCGUGCUCCAUGACCUACCACGCUCUCUGCAACGAGGAGUUUACCAUCUUCAACAGGGUGGACAUCGCCAGGUCCCAGCUACUGGACGAGCUGGUGGACAAGUUCAACAGACUCCUGGAGGACUUCCUGCUGGAGGUGGGCUCAGAUGCAUAGAGAUACAGUGGGGAGAACAAGUAUUUGAUACACUGCCGAUUUUGCAGGUUUUCCUACUUACAAAGCAUGUAGAGGUCUGUAAUUUUUAGGUACACUUCAACUGUGAGAGACGGAAUCUAAAACCAAAAUCCAGAAAAUCACAUUGUAUGAUUUUAAGUAAUUCAUUUGCAGUUUAUUGCAUGACAUAAGUAUUUGAUACAUCAGAAAAGCAGAACUUAAUAUUUGGUACAGAAACCUUUGUUUGCAAUUACAGAGAUCAUACGUUUCCUGUAGGUCUUGACCAGGUUUGCACACACUGCAGCAGGGAUUUUGGCCCACUCCUCCAUAUAGACCUUCUCCAGAUCCUUCAGGUUUCGGGGCUGUCGCUGGGCAAUUCGGACUUUCAGCUCCCUCCAAAGAUGUUCUAUUGGGUUCAGGUCUGGAGACUGGCUAGGCCACUCCAGGACCUUGAGAUGCUUCUUACGGAGCCACUCCUUAGUUGCCCUGGCUUUGUGUUUCGGGUCGUUGUCUUGCUGGAAGACCCAGCCACGACCCAUCUUCAAUGCUCUUACUCAGGGAAGGAGGUUGUUGGCCAAGAUCUCGCGAUACAUGGCCCCAUCCAUCCUCCCCUCAAUAAGGUGCAGUCGUCCUAUCCCCUUUGCAGAAAAGCAUCCCCAAAGAAUGAUGUUUCCACCUCCAUGCUUCACGGUUGGGAUGGUGUUCUUGGGGUUGUACUCAUCCUUCUUCUUCCUCCAAACACGGCGAGUGGAGUUUAGACCAAAAAGCUCUAUUUUUGUCUCAUCAGACCACAUGACCUUCUCCCAUUCCUCCUCUGGAUCAUCCAGAUGGUCAUUGGCAAACUUCAGACGGGCCUGGACAUGCGCUGGCUUGAGCAGGGGGACCUUGCGUGCGCUGCAGGAUUUUAAUCCAUGACGGCGUAGUGUGUUACUAAUGGUUUUCUUUGGUCAUUGACCAGGUCCUGCCGUGUAGUUCUGGGCUGGUCCCUCAACUUCCUCAUGAUCAUUGAUGCCCCACGAGGUGAGAUCUUGCAUGGAGCCCCAGACCGAGGGUGAUUGACCGUCAUCUUGAACUUCUUCCAUUUUCUAAUAAUUGCGCCAACAGUUGUUGCCUUCUCACCAAGCUGCUUGCCUAUUGUCCUGUAGCCCAUCCCAGACUUGUGCAGGUCUACAAUUUUAUCCCUGAUGUCCUUACACAGCUCUCUGGUCUUGGCCAUUGUGGAGAGGUUGGAGUCUGUUUGAUUGAGUGUGUGGACAGGUGUCUUUUAUACAGGUAACGAGUUCAAACAGGUGCAGUUAAUACAGGUAAUGAGUGGAGAACAGGAGGGCUUCUUAAAGAAAAACUAACAGGUCUGUGAGAGUGCCGGAAUUCUUACUGGUUGGUAGGUGAUCAAAUACUUAUGUCAUGCAAUAAAAUGCAAAUUAAUUACUUAAAAAUCAUACAAUGUGAUUUUCUGGAUUUUUGUUUUAGAUUUCGUCUCUCACAGUUGAAGUGUACCUAUGAUAAAAAAGUACAGACCUCUACAUGCUUUGUAAGUAGGAAAACCUGCAAAAUCGGCAGUGUAUCAAAUACUUGUUCUCCCCACUGUACAUAAAAUGUCAAUUGUAUUCUAUUUAAUUCUAUGUUCAGCUGGCUGAGUGUCUCAGAGACUGAGCAAUCUGUCAGAUUGAGAACUUCUAUGGCAGAUUUGGCAAUGCAUAAGGACAUUACCUAUCUUUAAUCUUUGUAGAUUAUUUGUCAAAGAAAAAUAAGUAUUCUAGGGUAGUACUCAGAUUGGUGUUAAUUGAAACUGGGACCGUAAAUUGAGUGACACGUGGCUGUGUAGGAUUUCACGAGCUAGUUAUCUGUUGUUUCAGGGUGAGGAACCAGAUGAGGAUGAUGCCUACCAGGUCCUGUCCACACUAAAGAGGAUCACUGCUUUCCACAAGUAAGGCCAUGAGCAAUAUUAAACAAGUAAUGUGUAAUCCAAGCAUUUACCAAUGAACGGUAGAUAAAUCAUAACUCCUUAUCUGACUAGAUUCUGUGUUUCUCCUGUGCAGUGCACAUGACCUCUCUAAAUGGGACCUGUUCACCAGCAACUAUAAGCUACUAAACACAGGACUUCAGAAUGGCGAUAUGCCUGAGCAGGUACCUAAACCAUAACCCUGUUAUCCCCUCGAACCCACCUACCCCAGAAAUGUUUCACAUUCAUCUCCACUGUUUACUAUCACUUACCUUGUAAUACUCUAUUUUUCCCAGAUUGUAAUUCAUGCGAUGCAGUGCACACACUACAUCAUUCUGUGGCACCUAGCCAAGGUCUCCGAUGGCAGCUCUACAAAGGUACACACACUGUUGUUUUCAGUGACUAAUGACUAUCCAGUGUCUACCAAUGUUUGUGACUAUACACCCCUGGGUGUCUGGAUAAUGAAUGUGGUUUACUGAGUAAAUAGUGAGUACUGAAUACUGAGAAAAUCUGUUGGUUUCCAGGGGGACAUGGUCACCCUGAGGAAGCAGAUGAGGGCCUUCUGUCUGAUGUGUCAACGCUACCUCACCAGUGUCAACACCACUGUCAAAGAGCAGGUGGGUUGUCCUACGUCAUGUCAGUCUGUUCCCUAACUGUGUAGGUGUGUGUUCACUGUUAAGUGAGUGCUGAGGGGUUGCUGCUCUGUUGUGUAGGCUGGAUUACUGUAAAGCACUGUGUGACAACUGUUGACAUGUACGGGUGUUAUGUGAUUGAUUUGAUUGAUUGAUUGAUUGACUGUGUUCCAGGCCUUCACCAUCCUGUGUGAUGCCCUGAUGAUCUUCAGCCACCAGAUCGUGUCAUCGGGCCGGGAGCAGCUGGAGGCUCUGAUCUACACGCCAGACUCCUCCCUGCAGGCCGAGCUGCUCAACUUCAUCCUGGACCACGUCUUUAUCGACCAAGACGAUGACAACAACAGCACAGGUCAGACACAGCCCACUGGAAGACAGUCACAACACAGGCCAGACAGACCCCCCUCACACAGCACAGGCCAGACAUCCACACAGCCCACCUGGCAGCUAGUCACAACACAAGGAGACAGCUGAGAAUGGCUUUUAAUGUGAAUAGUGCACACACAAGUUAAAACACCAGAGCUGUUUCUGAGUUGAAGCGAACACCUUAUAUGGAGACAGGAAUGGUGAAGUUUUACAAGGGGUUACCUCAGUGUUCUUAAUUUUAUCAGAUGGGCAGCAAGAUGAUGAAGCGAGUAAAAUCGAGGCCUUACACAAGAGGCGUAACCUGCUGGCAGCGUACUGCAAACUGAUCAUUUACAAUGUGGUGGAGAUGAACACUGGAGCUGAUAUCUUCAAGCAGUACAUGAGGGUAUGUCUGGCCUCCUGCCAUAUUUAGACCUUUAAAAGAAAACAUUCCUGUUCUGCCAAUCAAUUAAAUGUGUGUUUUUCUCUCUAGUACUACAACGACUAUGGAGAUAUCAUCAAGGAAACGAUGAGUAAAACAAGACAAAUUGACAAGAUCCAGUGUGCCAAGACCCUCAUACUGAGUUUGCAGCAGGUAGGAGCUUUGGAGAAAUUAACAUUCAAUUAAAGUAUUGUCUUCAUUUUGUAACAAUGUGAGUGUUUUGAUGAUCGUUUUAAAAGUUGCAACACUUUUUUCUAUUUUUAGCUUUUCAAUGAGAUGUUAUCUGACCUCGGCUGCAACUUUGACCGCUCGUCGUCGUCCUUCUGCGGCAUUAAAGAACUGGCCCGACGUUUCUCGUUGACCUUUGGCCUGGAUCAGCUGAAGACCAGAGAGGCUAUCGCCAUGUUACACAAGUAAGCCUGCAGCAAAUCUGAGUAGAAAUCAGUAAGUAAAGGUUUAACAGCUCUGCAGGCAUGCUUCUAUUUGAGGCUUCUCAACCUCCCAGAACUGUUAAAGUAUUUACAGCUUCAAUCCAUUCCUUCCUAAACAUUUUAUCUUGUGCUGCACUUGCUGCAGGGAUGGAAUCGAGUUUGCCUUCAAGGAGCCCAGUCCCCAGGGAGAGGGAAACCCUCCUCUCAACCUUGCCUUCCUGGACAUUCUCAGCGAGUUCUCCUCCAAACUUCUCCGUCAGGACAAGAAGACAGUGUACGUCAGAGGAAACUGUUAUAUUUAGUCCUCUGUAGCUAUGUGGUCCUCUGUAGCUCAGCUGGUAGAGCACGGCGCUUGUAACGCCAAGGUAGUGGGUUCGAUCCCCGGGACCACCCAUACACAAAAAUGUAUGCACGCAUGACUGUAAGUCGCUUUGGAUAAAAGCGUCUGCUAAAUGGCAUAUUAUUAUUAUUAUUAUUAUUAGUCCUAUGUGCAGUCAAUCAUUAGUGACUGUAUUCUCCUAAGCCAGACAGACCACAGUGACACUAGAUCAUGGAUGUUGACUUGUGGUCCUCUGUCCCCUGCAGUCACCUCUACCUGGAGCGGUUCAUGACCUUCCAGAUGGCCCUGCAGCGAGAGGACUGCUGGCUGCCCCUCAUCUCCUACAGGAACUCCCUGCAGGCCGGAGGGGACGACGACACCAUGUCUGUUAUCAGCGGCUACAGCAGCCGAGGUUCCAGCAUCAGGAGCAAGAAGGCCAAGCCAGCCAGCACCGGAAAGAGGAAACUGCCUGAAGGUGAGGGGCAGACACAGAGCCAUAGAACAGCAUGGGCAACAUACUGUGACUCACUGGCGUUAAACCUGAAAGCUCAGUGUUUAGUGUUAUGAUAUACACUGAGUGUACAAAACAUUACGAACACCUUCCUAAUAUUGAGUUGCACCCCCUUUUGCCCUCAGAACAGACUCAAUUCAUCGGAGCAUGGACUAGAAGGUGUUGAAAGUGUUCUACAGGGCUGCUGGCCCAUGUUAACUCCAACGCUUCCCACAGUUGUGACAAGUUGGCUGGAUGUCCUUUGGGUGGUGGACCAUUCUUGAUACACACGGGAAACUGUUGAGCGUGAAAAACCCAGCAGAGUUGCAGUUCUUGACACAGUCCGGUGCGCAUGGCACCUACUACCAUACCCUGUUCAAAGGCACUUAAAUAUUUUGUCUUGCCCAUUCACCCUCUGAAUGGCACACAUACACAAUCCAUGUCUCAAUUGUCUCAAAUCUUAAAAAUCCUUAUUUUACCAGUCUCCUCCCCUUCAUCUACACUGAUUUUAAGUAUAUUUAACAGGUGAUAUCAAUAAGGGAUCAUAGCUUUCACCUGGAUUCACCUGAUCAGUCUAGGUAAUGGAAAGAGCAGGUGUUCCUAAUGUUUUGUACACUCAGUGUACACAACUAAUUGUGUUCCAGAAUCUGUCACCUGCAGCUCAAUGUCAGAUCAUUGAGCUGGGCCAAAUAUGCUGAAAGCCCAUACAAGCAAUAAAAUAAAUGUUGCCAAAUGUACAAUUAGAUUUUCACUUGGGGAAAUAACUUGCUGAAUGAAGAUUAUACCUUAAUGAAUUGAGUGUUUGCUAGAUGUUAUCUGAUGUUGGCAUUAUAAAAAGCCAAUACGCUAAGAUGUCUACCUGAGCACUGAGUAGUCGGCUCACUGUAUAACAACCCCAUUAAACCCUUGCUAUUGCAGCAGAGGAGAGUAGCAGCUGCAGCACAGAUGCGGUGUGGAUGAACCAGGAGCAGAACGUACAGACGCCAGUGAUGAUGCCCUCGCCACAUCUCACCUCCACUGUGCUGAGGGACCCCAAGAAAAUGAGGCCAGAGGAGAGCUACAUGGGUAUCUACGCUAUGACAUCAGAGCAGCAGCAGCACCAACAGCUGCCCCCCCAGCAGCAUCACCAUCAGAUCCCCAUGGACUACAAGUACAGAACACCUUUCUAUGGCUCAACACCUUUUGAUUUUCAUGAGUAUCUUUAGCCAUCCAUUGUAGGGUGGCAGGUAGCUUAGUGGUUAAGAGCGUUGGGCCAGUAACCGAAAAGUUGCUGGUUUGAAUCCCCGAGCCGACUAGGUGAAAAAUCUGUCUGUGCACUUGAGCAUGGCACUUAACCCUAAUUGCUCCUGUAAGUUGCUCUGGAUAGGAGCGUCUGCUAAAUGACUAAAACGUCAAAUGUAAUGUUACUUAGCUACGUAUGCAAUGUUAUCACAAUGAAUUAUAUCUUCAAUGAAACCACGGUAGUUCGCCUCUUGUUUGAAUAAGUAUGACUGUCUGUAUUAAUGUGUCUGACUCUGUUUUCAGUACCCAGGUGACCUGGAUGCUAGCCCAGAGACAGCAGGCAGAGGCCCGGCAGCAGCAGGAGCGGGCCAGCAUGCAGUACGCCAAGAUGAGGAGCCACAUGCAGAACUCAAUGUAAGACGGCACUUCUCUUCCAGACCACAGUGGUGUUUCAACCCCAGUGUAGUACAUACAGUCAUUUGCUGCCAUGUGUGUAAUGUAUAUAGUAAUUUGUGGCCAUGUCUUUGACCAUCUAGCCGCCGCGGUUCAGGACUCAUGGAGGACGAUGAGGAGCCAAUAGUAGAGGAUGUAAUGAUGUCGUCAGAGGACCGUUUGGAAGAUCUCAAUGAGGGCAUGGAUUUCGACACUAUGGAUAUUGAUCUGGUAAAAUACACUCAUAAAGAUGUAGUAGUGCAUUUAUGAAUAUUACUGCCUUGGUGUCUCUUCUUUCUUACUUUGCUGUUUAUUGUUUAGCCACCAUCGAAAAAUCGCAGAGAGAGAUCAGAGCUGAAGCCAGACUACUUUGAUCCUUCUUCCAUCAUGGAUGAUUCGGUGGGUAUUGGUUUGUUAUUGAGAGUACAGUGAUAUCUACAUUGUUAAAGAUAACGUACAACAAACGAUAUGAUCAACAAUAACAGUGGCAGUGCCGAUGUGAAGUCCAGAUACCUAGUUAAUGUCUUUGGUAUGCAUACGGAAAGGCUAUACUCAUAUUCUCUCAUUCUUUUCCAUAUUAUACAGCAAGUAACUAAACAUUUAAAUUGAGUAUUUUCUUCCUUUUUAGGUCCUCAAUGUUUCAAUGUUCUAA